AACAACAAGAGUAGUUGCUUGCACGUGCCACUUAAUGCCGCCAUUUUCGCAUUUCUUUUCCGCCUCCGGGAAAUGAAGCUUCUCCGUCCAUUCUCUGCUCCCUCACCUCACUUCCCACCCUUCGCCGCUGCCAACCGAUUCUCCCCCACUCUUUCCUUCCACCUUCAAUCCACCUUCAACCGCAAUGCCUCUCCUCGCCACCUCUCCGUCUUCUCCCACCCUCGCCACUUGAAGAUGAACUACACCGACCCCAAUUUCACCCUUAGAUUCCGCCGUUUGCCUCCGGUCUCUGCCAGUGCGAAGCCUCCGCCUCAUACUCCUCCGCCGCCGGAUUCCGAUGCGAGGAAUCGGAAGCUUCUGGUGUUGGCGUGCGCCGCCGUUACUGUAGCACUGGCAAUUGCCAAUCGUGUCCUCUACAAGCUCGCCCUUGUUCCGAUGAAGGAAUUCCCCUUCUUUUUGGCUCAGCUCACUACUUUUGGGUAUGUGGCUAUAUAUUUCUCCACACUUUUCACGAGAUACAAAGCUGGAAUUGUCACUGAUGAGAUGUUAGCAUUUCCAAAAACACCUUUUAUAGUCAUUGGUCUUCUGGAAGCUCUUGGAGUUGUGGCAGGAAUGUAUUCUGGAGCUCAGCUUCCGGGACCAGCCAUACCUAUACUAACUCAGGCAUUUUUGGUAUGGCAACUGGCCUUCUCUGUGCUGAUCUUGGGGAGGAGAUACUCCUGGAACCGACUCGCUGGAUGCUUUCUUGUUGCCGCUGGUGUUGUACUGUCUGUUACGAGCGGAUCUGAACAGGAUCAAAUGCUCUCUGGAGUUGGAAUGAUAUGGCCAGCAAUGAUGAUAACUUCAACUGCAUUUCAAGCAGUUGCUUCUGUUCUUAAGGAAUCUGUUUUCAUUGAUGCUGCGACCCGUCUCAAGGGAAAACUGCUGGACAUAUUUGUGGUCAAUUCAUACGGAUCUGGAUUUCAGGCGCUUUUUGUACUCCUCUUUCUGCCAGUUUUGUCAAAUUUGAAGGGCAUACCAUUACCUGAACUGCCUGCAUACUUGAAAAGUGGUGCUGGUUGUUUCUUUAAUAUUGGAGCCGAUACAACAGGUUGUGAUGGAGCCCCACUACUACCUCUCCUCUACAUAAUAACCAAUAUUGCUUUCAACAUAUCGGCGCUCAAUCUUCUAAAAUAUUCAUCCGCAGUUGUAUCGUCCCUUGCUGUGAUGUCAUCAGUGCCAAUCUCAAUCUACAUUCUUUCACUUCCAUUACCAUACAUCCCAGGAGGUGUAACCUUGAGCCCCUUUUUCGUCAUGGGCAGCGUGGUUCUUAUGUUGGGGCUCAUCUUAUAUAACUUUUCCUGGCCUCUCAAGCAGGACUCAGACACCUCUUGACAAUGACUGUUGUUGUCUCUAUAUUAUGUUGUAAUGUUUGUAUAGGUUGAUGGCUGAUUGUGGCUGGUUGUGGCUUAGGGAUCAUCUGAUGUUCAAGGUUGUGCAUAUAUCACGGGCACUCAUCAAACACUUAUCUAAUACUAAGUCGACACGUCUUUACCCGGGUAAGACUCUGCACAUUUAGCGUACCGACUGCACCUUCAGAAUAAUCUGUACAAGAUUUCGCUUCCUGAGUUUUAAGUUGGUUUCAAAUUGUUUAUAGAACCAUAUAUUCAACAUAGUAAGAUGAAGUUACAUCUAUAUUUAUCAA
Salvia splendens (bonfire salvia) is the source of this 1684-nucleotide messenger RNA. RefSeq names its product protein CLT2, chloroplastic. The record is from RefSeq and is a predicted model, not a curated record. The transcript has 10 exons. Lineage: Eukaryota; Viridiplantae; Streptophyta; Magnoliopsida; Lamiales; Lamiaceae. The coding region runs from base 73 to 1374 and encodes 433 amino acids.